GUCUGGUUUCAAACAUGUCUAGCAAAGUCACUUGAGUCGAAUAGAAGCAUUUAUAGGAUGCAGUUCUUAUAUGCGAUUGUUAUGAUUUUGGUUUUGGACGCAAAUGCAAAGAUAAUUGACACGAGCGAGCAUGUUGAAAAGCUAUCAGAAGCCAACAUUGAAUUCACGUUGAAUUUGUACAAGAAUCUGAUUGAGGGUGAUCCGAUGAAAAACGUCAUGUUCUCGCCCGUCAGUAUUACAACAGCACUGGCGAUAGCGCAUUUAGGAGCGAAAGGCAACACAGCAAAACAGAUAGACGACGCUUUUAUGUUCAGUAAAAUCGAAGACGGCAGAUUUCACUCUGCUUUCGGUGAACUGCACGGAUUGCUUUUUGAUAAGGCCUCUGAGAAAGUCACAGCCAAAUCCUCAAAUCGCGUGUUCGCCGACAAGCAUAUAACAGUCUUUGAAGAUUACCAGGACUCACUGUCCGUUUACAGUGCAACAGUCGAAAGUGUUGAUUUCAAAAUGCCAAAAAGUGCUGUAAAAAAGAUUAAUGACUGGUCAUCUGACGCUACAAACGGAGUAAUAAAGAGUAUGCUCGAGGAAGACGGGGUGAACAACGAUACCGCAUUGCUCAUUAUCAACGCUCUUUAUUUUCGCGGAAACUGGGAUUACGAAUUCGAUGAAGGGCGGACUAAGCGAAGGCCGUUCUACGUUUCCAAAGAUAAAGCAGUCGAAACAUCGUUCAUGUUUCAGAACGAACAUUUCAAAUACGCGUACAUCAACGAACUUACAUUACAAGUCCUUGAGAUGGAUUAUGCGGGAACGGAUUACAGCAUGGUCCUCCUUAUGCCCGAAAACUUUGACCUUGCUAAGGUUGAAGCCAACUUGAACCACGCCAACCUUACAAAGUGGUUGUCCGCCCUCGAACACGAAUCUGUUGAUCUCACUAUCCCGAAGUUUAAACUGGAAGAGACGCUGCAGUUGCAAGAGGUUCUUCCGAAGAUGGGUGUGACCGAUCUGUUUGACCGACAAGCGUGUGAUCUGACCGGAAUUGCGAAUAGAAAUAAUCUCUUCGUGGACCAGAUUGUGCACAAAACUGUACUAGACGUGAACGAGCAAGGCAGCGAAGCAGCUGCCACGACCAGUGUUCGAACCCAGUGCGACUCCGUUGCAUUUAAUCCGAUAUCCUUUGUGGCCGACCACCCUUUUCUGUGGGCGAUCCGGCACCGGCAGAGCGAGCUGCUUAUUUUCAUGGGACGCUUCUCACGACCGGAAGGCCCGUUGCUCGGCCAUGAUGAAUUUUAACAAUAUGUUCUAUUAUAACCUUAUAUUCUAUUAUAAUUUAUAUCCAUUUGCAAUGUUAUGUAGUUGUCACAAUGCAAAAGUGCAGCAUUCGUUUUUAGUUCAUGUAAUCGGUGUUUCGUUAUACACUGGUACACAAAUAGUAGAAAACAAUUUGGGACAAUAUAAUAUUUGAGCAUACUGACAUA
This is a messenger RNA of Ciona intestinalis (vase tunicate), 1472 nucleotides long. The record is from RefSeq and is a predicted model, not a curated record. Lineage: Eukaryota; Metazoa; Chordata; Ascidiacea; Phlebobranchia; Cionidae.